Molecule: messenger RNA, 2738 nt
Organism: Dipodomys spectabilis (banner-tailed kangaroo rat)
Lineage: Eukaryota; Metazoa; Chordata; Mammalia; Rodentia; Heteromyidae
Gene: Rp2
Product: RP2 activator of ARL3 GTPase
Exons: 5
Coding region: 172-1224 (350 amino acids)
Biological process (GO): post-Golgi vesicle-mediated transport
Cellular component (GO): cilium; periciliary membrane compartment
Molecular function (GO): GTPase activator activity
Source: RefSeq, a predicted model, not a curated record
AAAAGAAGAAGGGGUGUUAGGCCUGGCGGGCAAACCCAGGCUGCGGGCGGCUGGGAAGCUUAGCGGGGCUUUGUCGGGAAAACCGUGGGUUUGAGGUGCCCAGGGUUCACUACACACUUCUGGAAGUGUCUAAUAGCGUGCGUCGAUCAGCAGCACCCGCAAGCCAGGACCAUGGGCUGCUUUUUCUCCAAGAGGCGGAAGGCUGGCAAAGAAUCGCAGCCUGAGACUGAGGAUGAGCGGCCCAGGCAGUACAGCUGGGACCACCGUGAGAAGGUUGACCUGAAAGACUACAUGUUCAGUGGGCUGAAGAAUGAAACAGUAGGUCGUUUACCUGGAAAGGUGGCAGGACAACAAUUUAUCAUUCAAGACUGUGAGAACUGUAAAAUCUAUAUUUUUGAUCACAGUGCUACAGUUACCAUUGAUGACUGUACUAGCUGUGUCAUUUUUCUGGGGCCAGUGAAAACCAGUGUGUUUUUCCGGAAUUGCAGAGAUUGUAGGUGCCUGUUAGCCUGCCAACAAUUUCGUGUGCGAGACUGCAGAAAGCUGGAAGUCUUUCUGUGCUGUGCUACUCAACCUAUCAUCGAGUCUUCCACAAACAUCAAGUUUGGCUGUUUUCAGUGGUAUUACCCUGAAUUAGCUUUCCAGUUUAAAGAUGCAGGGCUGAGUAUCUUCAAUAACACAUGGAGUAACAUUCAUGACUUUACCCCUGUGGCAGGAGAGCUCAACUGGAGCCUUCUUCCAGAAAAUGCCAAGAUCCAGGACUUUGUUCCUGUCCCUACAACGGAAGAGUUCAAAGCUAUUCGAGUUUCCACAGAAGCCAAUAGAAGCAUCGUUCCAAUAUCCCGGGGUCAGAGACAGAAGAACAGUGAUGAAUCAUGUUUGGUGGUGUUAUUUGCUGGGGAUUAUACUAUUGCAAAUGCCAGGAAAUUAAUUGAUGAGAUGGUUGGUAAAGGCUUUUCCCUAGUUCAAACAAAGGAAGUGACUAUGAAGCCUGAGGAUGCUCAAAGGGUUUUUCAAGAGAAAGCUUCUGAUUUCCUCCCUCUUCUGAACAAAGGUCCUGUGAUUGCCUUGGAGUUUAAUGGAGAUGGUGCUGUGGAAGAAUGCCACCAUAUUGUAAAUGAAACAUUCAAUGGGACAAAGAUGUUUGUGUCAGAAAAGAAGGACACAGCAUGUGGAGAUGUAGACAACUUCUACAACUUUGCAGACAUUCAGAUGGGAGUGUGAAGCAGUGGGACCAAGAACUUGGUAUUCAGCAAUUUUCAGCUUUUGUAUGCAGAGUUUAAUAAUAUGGUUUUGUGCAUCAUUGAUUUUUUACUAAUGCUAAAGUCAUUAAAGGGUAUUUUAAUAACUUGAUUGAAAAAUAAUUCAUUUAAAUUCAGUAGUUUUAAUCAGCUUACAAACUACUGAAUCCACUUCCAAUUAGCUUACAGGUUUUUUUUUUUUCUCUUCAUUGGACACUCUUCUUAGAAAAUAGAAGUGACUGCCACUUCAAGAUUUUAAACCCAAUUAAAUGUUCUUUGAAAUCUAACAAUUUAAUCUCCAGUUUUCCUCAGUGCUCCAUAUUUGUUUGAGAAUCCAUCUCACUGAUUAUUUUUUCACUUGGAUUUAUUACUAGUUAAUGAAUUAGAAUGAAAAUCUAUGCACAUUUUUGGGAAUACAUAAUCAUUGCUUCCUGCUUGCAUUAUUAUAUGCCUAAUGAGAUUUUAGACAUGGAGUUGACAUAAUACUUUGCACAUCUAAUUUUGAGGAGCCAUACCGGGGAUUCAACUCAGGACCUCAUGCUUGCCAGGCAGACAUUCUACAACUUGAGCCACAACUCACUUCAUUAUUUGAAAUUUUUGGCAUUUGAAAUCAGGGUAUGAUGGUAUCCACCUGUCAUGCUAGCUACUUUUGAGACACAGGCAAGUGUGAACUUGAACCCAGAAGUCCAAGGCCAGCCUGGGCAGCAUAGUGAGACCACAUCUCAAAAGAAAUAAGGAUUUCACAAGGAGUUUUGCAAAUACCUCUGUCAAUGUAGCUAUGUAAAAACUACUUCAGAAGGCUUAUUGCUAUUUGAAUAAAUUCCACACUAUUUAGGUUUCUUUUGGUUGGUACUGGAGUUUGAACACUGGGACUCAUACUUGCCAGGUUGAUGCUCUUGCUGUUGAGCUAGGCUCCAGCUCAAUGUUCUGCUGGCUAUUUUUGAGAUAUGAGACUCCCUAUUUGGGAUAGGUGUCAUGUCCUGCCUGGAUGUGCACUUGGGUAUGAUGUACCCGUGCUAGUCUUCCCAAUGUAGCUAGGAUAACAGGUGUACACCACCAGGUGUAGCACUUCCUUGAGAAGGGAUCUUGUAUAUUUUUCUGCCUCAGCUUGCCUAUGAUCCUCCCAAUUUUAGUUUCUAAAUUAGCUAGGAUUAUAGAGGUGAGCAACCAGUGCCUGACACUAUUUAGUUUUUUUUUUUUUUUAAAUACAACCAAAUGGCUCUUCUGCUUCCUGAAAAGGAAAGGUGCAUGCAAUAUGAAAACAUCAGAAGCCCAGUCACCAACAGUUUUUCCAUAGGUGAUUAUUGUUUGAUCAGCUUUUGUGGCUAUCAAGAAAAUUAGAGCCAGACACAGGGCUAAAACCUAUAAUCCUAAGUACUGAGAAGGCUGUGAUUGUGGGAUCAGAUCCAAGACAGCUCAGGUGGAAAAGUCCCUGAGACUCUCACCUCUAAUUAACCAGGAAAAGUCCACAAGUAGAGCUGUGGCUCCAGUGGUAGA